CUUGUUUUAACAAAUGACAAAUGUCAAAGAAGAAAAUUAAAGUGAUCGAGCUGUGGCGACUGGCUAGUUGGUCUUGGUCAUCAAUAGGACAUGGGUGUGCGUUCCUAAAAUUUCUGAUGUCUCUGUCACCCUUCCUCUCUUUUAUCUUACCUUUUUCUUCUCGUCAAUUUCUCUCAUAAAAUGUGGAAGCUUUGGAAAUGGUACCAGAACUGUUUAUCUGUUAAUCCCGUCAAAACACAAGUCAUUAGCUCAGGAUUUCUUUGGGGUAUUGGAGACAUUGCUGCUCAAUACAUCACCCACGCCACUGCCAAAAAUCGCCUUCAAAUAUCUGAUGCAGAUGAAAAAUUCAAAAUAAACUGGAAACGUGUGGCUACCACAAGUAUGUUUGGAUUUGGCUAUGUUGGACCCAUUGGCCAUUUCUGGUAUGAAGGGUUGGACAGAUUUAUAAGGCUGAGGCUUCAACUACCACCAAAGUCAAUGCGGUUUGUUUUCACCAAAGUCACAAUAGAUGGCAUCAUCUUUGGCCCCUUUGAUUUGUUUGUAUUUUUUAGUUACAUGGGAUUUUCAGCUGGGAAAAAUUUUACUCAAGUGAAGGAAGAUUUGAAGAGGGAUUUCAUCCCAGCCUUGAUUUUGGAGGGUGGUCUAUGGCCGAUUGUUCAGGUUGCAAAUUUCCGAUAUAUUCCCGUAAGAUACCAACUCCUCUAUGUCAACAUAUUCUGCUUGUUUGACAGUACUUUUUUGUCAUGGGUCGAGCAACAAAAGAAUGCCCCUUGGAAGCAGUGGUUCACUUUAUUUCAUUUUUUGGAGGAAAAAGGUGAUGAAGGCGACUUGUAAUACCUUCUCAGUGUAUAUUACCUACACCCCAUUGUUGUUUUUUUUUUUUUUUUUUGGCUAAUUGGAAUGGCAGUCCCAGAGUUUCACAACAGAGUAUUAUUGUAAUCUUCGAAGAAUAACCCCGAAAUGCCAACUGCAGUUUUGGAAGUUGGAUUUCUCAAGUGUUUUAAUUGCUUUUGAGCUUUCAGUGUAAAGUCAAUCAAUUGCAUCAACAACCAAAGCCCUAACUUCUGCA
Mangifera indica (mango) is the source of this 1069-nucleotide messenger RNA. Its product is annotated as PXMP2/4 family protein 2-like. The coding region runs from base 181 to 834 and encodes 217 amino acids. The record is from RefSeq and is a predicted model, not a curated record. Lineage: Eukaryota; Viridiplantae; Streptophyta; Magnoliopsida; Sapindales; Anacardiaceae. The transcript is spliced from 3 exons. Gene Ontology annotation, cellular component: membrane; cytoplasm.